Messenger RNA from Sparassis crispa, 1032 nucleotides. RefSeq lists its product as hypothetical. The record is from RefSeq and is a predicted model, not a curated record. The transcript is spliced from 17 exons. Lineage: Eukaryota; Fungi; Basidiomycota; Agaricomycetes; Polyporales; Sparassidaceae. Bases 1 to 1032 code for a protein of 343 amino acids.
AUGAACAUGUCUUCCGAGGACGGCCGCGCAGCAGAGCUUCAAGCCCUUGUUCACACACUUACUCUACUCCAGCGCAGCGAUCUUUCCUCAGUCGCUGCCCUUACAUGGCUUGUUUACGAUAUAUCUAUCACGCUUGAGCAAGAGGUUGACUUCAUUUGGAGAGCAAGGUGGUCACUCCCAAAAUUUCUUUACAUAGCAGCAAGAUACUAUGGACUGUUCAACUUAGCAUUUUACAUUCAUGUGUCCCUCAGCUUGACAGUGUCUGAAAACUUCAGUGUGCAUCUUCAUUCGAUCAGCUGUAAGCCGUGGGUAUGGUUUAAUGCCUUCAGCAACUCGGUAUUCUUCACAACUACGGUCAAUCUCCUUUUUGUAAUCCGGAUCCACGCUAUCUACGAGAAGAAAAGAAUAAUGUUGGCUUUUUUGUUGUUUUUGUUCUUUGCGGAAUUCAUUAUUGAAGUAGUUUGCACGACAUUGAUCGUCCGAUCUGUCACGGUGGAGGAGAGGCCAUCUGGACUGCCUAUUCGUGGAUGUACAAGUACAAGCGCACCAGAUUGGACUCUGGCCGCAUGGAUUCCAUGUCUCAUCGUUGCUUGUAUAUUUUAUGUCCUCACCACAUACAAGCUGGCCAAAAACCUGGGUAUCAAGAAUUGGGUUAACCUCAAACUAAUUUUCUCUCGCCUGCAUGCAUAUCCCAUUAUGGAUAUCUUCUACAGGGAUGGCAGCAUAUUCUUUGGACUGAUUUUCGUCGUCAUUCUCUUGAACACAGUAUUCAAUGUACUGGGAGGUGCAUAUAUCGACAUCGGAGCGCCUUGGCUUUCUGCAUCGUAUUCUAUAGCUGGAUCUCGACUGGUUCUGAAUCUGAGGACAAUGACUUCAAUACCGGACUCCAAGCUCAAUAUGCGCAGUUUCUCAGCCGAGGGGACUUUCAGAGCUGCGUCGAAUGUAACUGCACCCGAUGAUCUUGACAGGGAUUCAAUUCCCCUGCAACCUCGGCAGGGGUGGGGCACGUCAGGUACAAGCCAUGAAGUAUAG